This is a messenger RNA of Octodon degus (degu), 534 nucleotides long. The record is from the annotation of a RefSeq genome assembly. NCBI's taxonomy places the organism in Eukaryota, Metazoa, Chordata, Mammalia, Rodentia, Octodontidae.
AUGAUUUUAAAUAUUGUUUAUAUUCUUAGUAUUAUGUUUGUUAUUGGUUUUAUUAGUUUUUCUGUUAAACCUUCGCCUAUUUAUGGGGGGUUAGCAUUGGUUGUUAGUGGUGGAAUUGGGUGUGCUAUUAUUUUGAGUUAUGGUGGGUCAUUUCUAGGGUUGGUUGUGUUUUUAGUAUAUUUAGGGGGUAUAAUGGUGGUGUUUGCUUAUACAACUGCGAUAGCUAUGGAGCAAUAUCCUGAGACAUGAGGGUCAAGUGUUAUUAUUUGAGGGACAUUGUUUUUAGGUUUCUUGUUUGAGCUUGUGGGUUUACGUUGAUGAGUUGAUUAUGAGCAUGUUGAGGUAUUGGCUAAUUGUUAUGGCAUAGGUGAGUGGAUUAUUUAUGAUGCUGAGGGGGGAAGCGUAGGAUUUUUAAAUGAAGAUUCUGCUGGUGUUGCUGCGAUUUAUAGUUAUAAUUGUUGAUUGAUAUUUGUAGCUGGUUGAUCUUUGUUUGCAGGGAUUUUUAUUGUUCUGGAGAUCACUCGCGGUAAUUAA